CUCACAAAAUCAAUCACACAAGCUCACUAACAAAACACCGACAGUGUUUUGUAAGUGAGCAUGUGAUUGAUUUUGUGAGGGUUUUAUUGCUUUAGACUUUUGCUUUAGUGUUCAAUCUGUAUGAGUCUUUUACUAAAGAACAGCUAUGAUAAAAGGAGUUUUGCUUUGCCUGUGCUUGGCCCUGGCCCAUGUUUGGACAGCCCCCACACAGACAGACUCUAGGCCUGUGGUUGUUCUGAAGCAUGGCAGUGUCCGUGGGCAAAAUAUAAAAGUUAAAGGCUCCGAAAAGGCGGUGGAGGAAUACUUGGGUAUCCCUUUUGCCCAGCCACCCAUUGGCCCUCUCCGUCUAGCUGCACCCAAACCUAUAGAGGGAUGGGAGGGCAUAAGAAAUGCAACCCAACAGCCUCUCAUGUGCCUUCAAGACCCAGACAUUGUGGUUUUAGUAUCAAAAGCCAUGUCUUUGGAUUUAACACCCACUGGAGUUUCAGAGGAUUGUUUGUAUCUGAAUGUUUACACUCCUUCUGAAAGACCAAAUUCAAAGAAACUUCCAGUAAUGGUUUGGAUUCAUGGAGGGGGCCUAACCAUGGGUGGAGCUUGCAUGUUUGAUGGAUCCCCAUUGGCGGCCUAUGAGAACAUAGUUGUGGUUGUCAUUCAAUACCGACUUGGAAUGUUAGGAUACUUCAGCACAGGAGAUAAGCAUGCCCAGGGAAACUGGGGCUUCCUAGACCAGAUUGCAGCUUUACAAUGGGUGCAGCAAAACAUUGAGGGUUUUGGAGGAGACCCCAAAACUGUCACCAUAGCUGGGGAGUCUGCAGGUGGAAUCAGUGCCUCUUUGCUUACAUUGUCACCCAUGGCCAAGGGUUUGUUUCAUCGGGCCAUCUUUCAAAGUGGGGUUGCAACCGUGGCAAGUUUCUCCAUCAAAGAACCUCUGGUGAAUGCCAAGAUGGUGGCGAAUGUUACUGAGUGUGACUUAAGCACUACUGAAGUGCUGGUCAAAUGCAUGAAAGAACUGACUCAGGAACAAAUAAUUAAUGCAACUAAAAAGCAAAAGAUCUUCUUUGGAGCAACAGUUGGUGGGGAAUUUCUUAAAGAUUCAGCAGAGGAGGUACUGAAGAGCAAAGACUUUCUCAAAGUUCCAGUUCUUCUGGGUACAACAAACCAUGAAUUUGGAUGGAUACUCCCUCAGGUCUUUGCCUCAGCAGGAUGGGCAAAAGGGAUGAACAGACAAUCAGUGAUAGCAGUGAUGAACAUGUUAAAUAUAGCUGGAUCUCCGGAAGCCAAUGAAAUCAUAGCUGAAAAAUACUUAGAAGAUGCUAAAACUCCAGAGGACAUCCGUGACGCAUUUACUGAGAUGCUGGGAGAACUUUUUAUCGUGUUACCCAUGAUUAAAACUGCAGCUUACCAUAGAGAUGCUGGAGUGCCUGUGUUUAUGUAUGAGUUCCAGCACAGGCCCAGUAUAUUUAAAGAUCACAGACCCAGCUUUGUAAAGGCUGACCAUUCAGAUGAUGUUGGUUUUGUGUUUGGGGCCUGCUUUUGGAAUGGCCAUAUCAAAGUCAUAGGCAACCUCAGUGAGGAGGAAAACAAACUGUGCAAAACAAUCAUGGGAUACUGGGCUAACUUUAUUCGGAAUGGCUCACCAAAUGGACUCGACCUGGUGUAUUGGCCUGUGUAUGACCAGUCUAAUAAAUACAUGAACCUGGGAUUGCAGCAAACAGAGGGGCACGAUCUAAAGAUGGACAAACUGCACUUCAUCAGUGUAGAAGUACCUCAAAAGCUUGCCGCACUCCGCACAGCUUAAUGAGUCAUUACACCAAUAAGCAUGGUGUUUCUAUAAUAAAUUGAUCAAAUUAUGCUUGAAUGAUCCUUUUUUCCCCCCUCACUCCAAUUAUAUUGCAUAAAUGCAUACAUGACUGUUAGUGAUAAUGUGUGUUGGAAAGAUGUGGAGAUAUGUUGUAUAUUAUAUUAUAUUAUAUAAAAGCCUAAAAUAAUUAAAGUCAAUUUACAAUUUUGCAUUA
Myxocyprinus asiaticus (Chinese sucker) is the source of this 2015-nucleotide messenger RNA. Its product is annotated as carboxylesterase 5A-like. The transcript is spliced from 13 exons. The record is from RefSeq and is a predicted model, not a curated record. Bases 146 to 1798 code for a protein of 550 amino acids. Lineage: Eukaryota; Metazoa; Chordata; Actinopteri; Cypriniformes; Catostomidae.